Messenger RNA from Striga asiatica, 1248 nucleotides. Lineage: Eukaryota; Viridiplantae; Streptophyta; Magnoliopsida; Lamiales; Orobanchaceae. The record is from the annotation of a GenBank genome assembly.
CUGGUUACGAGAGGCGACCUGGACGCCGCACCUUUGCCCCAGAUUGACCCGUCGGAGCUUCACAACCAAUUUAGCCUAGCACACCUCGUCUCCGCUUCGAAUCGGGUAAUUGUUGAUGUUUGUACGAAAGGCGACCCGUACGCCGCGCCUUUGCCCGAGAUUGACCCGUCGGAGCUUCAAUUCACAAAUUAUCACAACCAAUUUAGCCUAGCACGCCUCGUCCCUGCUUCAAAUCAGUCUCUAAUGGAAGAGAUCCUCUCUAACUUCUCAAUGGAAGAAGACGUGAUAGAAGAGAUUUUGGUGAAGUUUCCGGUGAAAACAUUGAUGCGUAUGAAGUGCGUUUGCAAGUCUUGGUGUAGUUUAAUCGCAAGUCAAUCUUUCGCCGAAAAGCAUCUCAACCACCACUCUGCAAACAAAUCCAAUAAACAAAUUAUGAUUUUUCGUACCGUGGAAAAGGACAUUGUUUCCCUUCAUUCGCACGAAUCACUAAACUUUGUUGCACCACCUCUACCAAUUUCGAAAAAGCCCAUGGUAGUCGGGCUUAUUUCUACACCUUGCAGUGGGUUGAUUUGUUACAAAUCCGCAAACGACGAGAUUAUGAUGUGCAACCCUUCGACUCGAGAGUUUAAGCUACUCCCUCCGAGCCAUUUCCCUCAACUCGAUGGAUACAAAUAUAGAUGUCAUGCAAUCGGAUUCGGAAUCCACAACAAGGACUACAAGGUUAUUUCAAUUGCAAGUUACCUUCCUGAAAGCCAUGUCCGCAACCAAGACAGAUUAUUCAAAGCUCGAAUUUACAGCACGGUUUCCAACACUUGGAGAAGCACCUCCCACGACCCCACGCCAGUAUAUAUUAGAGGCAUUGUGCCCACGGUCAAUGGGCGUUGCCAUUGGAUCUCGUACCAUCCCGAAAAACUGUUCAUACUUUCUUUCGACAUGCACGACGAGAUGUUUCUGUACAUCGAUCGUGGCGCAGCCGUUGAUAUAUGGGUGAUGCAAGAAUAUGGGGUGGUCAAAUCGUGGACCAAGAAAUUCACGAUUCGAUAUGCGUUUGAUUCAUGUGGGAAUCCCCUACUCUUGUGGAAGAAUGAGAUCCUUCUUAUGGCGAGCAUUGGGAAGGAUAGCAAAGUGCGGUUGGCGUGGUCGUAUGGAGACCAAAGGUUUGAAAUCGACGGCGGCAGGAGUGGGAGAUUCCAAGCCAUGCAUUACGAGGAAAGUUUGAUAUCCCUAAAAGGGAGAUUAAAUUUGUGA